Penicilliopsis zonata CBS 506.65 is the source of this 870-nucleotide messenger RNA. RefSeq lists its product as hypothetical. The coding region runs from base 1 to 870 and encodes 289 amino acids. Lineage: Eukaryota; Fungi; Ascomycota; Eurotiomycetes; Eurotiales; Aspergillaceae. The record is from RefSeq and is a predicted model, not a curated record. The transcript has 5 exons.
AUGCCCCAAAGACCGGGCCGGCUGUUUGCCAAACUCAGGAACUUCUUACGAGACCCCAAGAAAGACCACAAGAAGAUAAUCGAGUACAUCGACCAACUGGAGUGGGAUGUUAUGAGAAUGUUUGAUCUCAAAGCGGAUUCUAGAGCUGAAACUAUUUGGGCGCUCGAUGAAUCAUUUCUCCUUGAUAUUCCCGAUAGCCUGGCGAGAGAGUUACAUCAGGUGGCAGAUGUCCUGGGGCGCGACCCUGAAAAUGAAGCGGCCUCGAGACUACGCCUGAAUGCGAUCCUCAUCGACUGCGUGAAUGAAGAACAACUCUACGCCCAGAGCCAUGCUCAACAUGACCGGAAGUCAGUCUCCCUUUCGUUGGAAACGUCCCUCGCCCUUGAAGUCAGGCACAAGGGGGAGAAACGGUCGCUCAACGGUCAGGCUGACUUUACAGUCUGGUAUGAUGAUUCAGGAAUGUCAACUCAUCUGGUCGUGAUUGAGGCCAAGAAGGCUGGGACAUCCAGUGAUGGUGUGACACAAUGUCUGGGUUACAUGGCCAUGGUCCACCAGAUCAGAAAGGAUUUUGAAAAGAAGAACGCGGUCGUCUUCGGCUGCUCGUCUGACGGCUACGAGUUCACCGUCCUAAGGAUUGACAACGAGUCAAGGGUAUCCAAAUCGUCUUACGAAUGGGAGCCACUAGGUUCCGAGCUGGACCGGAAAAGAAUCUACACGCAUUUGAGAUACAUCAUUCGUCACGCAACCAGGUCAUCUUCUCGACGCUCACCGAAAAAGAGUGUUCGGCAGGUCAGGGAUCAUUCGUCAAUGGGCCGGCCAUACCAUCUGUGUUUCGGGAGCUCGACCGACGACGACGCCAUGGAGAUUUGA